Messenger RNA from Syzygium oleosum, 2865 nucleotides. RefSeq names its product putative disease resistance protein RGA4. The record is from RefSeq and is a predicted model, not a curated record. Lineage: Eukaryota; Viridiplantae; Streptophyta; Magnoliopsida; Myrtales; Myrtaceae. Gene Ontology annotation, biological process: defense response to other organism. Gene Ontology annotation, molecular function: ADP binding. The transcript has 2 exons. Bases 115 to 2700 code for a protein of 861 amino acids.
CCAAUUGUAAGCAAGCCAUCAUCAUAUCAACCGACUCCCGAGAGGAAGACAUUGUGUGUUCUUCUGAUUCGUCUCAAACCAAAUAGCCUGAAUCAAUUUUCCCCAUCACUUAGCAUGGCUGAAUCACUCCUUUUCAGCAUUGCACAGGGUGUGCUAGGGAAGAUAGCAUCACCAGCGUUCAAAAAAGCCGUCACAAUUUGCUGCUUCGAAAAUCAGAUCCACGAGCUUGAAAAUACGUUGACUACUGUUACUGCCGUGUUGUUAGAUGCUGAGGAGAAACAGGCGAAGGACCAUCGCCUGCAACAGUGGCUGCGACGGCUUCAAGACGUGUUAUACGAUGCAGAGGAUAUUCUCGAUGAACUCGAGUGUGAAGCCUUACGAAAGCGGGUAAUCAAUCAGUACGGGGGUGUCAGAGAGAAGGUACACCACUUCUUUUCCCUCUCUAAUCCGCUAAUACUCCGUGCAAAGAUUAGUCAUGAGAUCAAGGAGAUCAGGGAGACAUUAUCUAAAAUUUCUAUAGAAAAGAAUCAAUUUGAUCUUAGUGUGCGGAGUGUUGACAAUGGUGUGGUGCAUUUGCGAUCACGAGAGAUGACUUACUCGUUCAUAAACAAGUUGGAUGUCGUCGGAAGAGAUGAUGAUAAACAAAAGAUAAUUGAGAUAUUGAAGCGGCUAGAUGACAAAAACCUCGUAGUGAUUCCCAUUGUUGGAAUAGGAGGUAUGGGCAAGACGGCCCUAGCUAAAUUAAUUUACAAUGACGACAGAGUGAAGGAGCAAUUCAAGUUGCGACUAUGGGUGUGUGUACCUGAGGACUUUGAUUUAAAAAAAACUAUUGACGGAAUCCUUAAAGAUGCAAUUGGUCAAAGCUUGAGUAACCUUGAUAUUCAGCAAUCACAAACAUUUCUACGAGACACCAUCAAAGACAAGAAAUUUCUACUAGUCUUGGAUGACGUAUGGAGCAACGACCGCAGUAGAUGGGAAGAAUUGAAAGCUUUGCUGAGCGAAGGAGCUAGUGGAAGCAAGAUAAUUGUGACAACGCGCAGUUUAGAAGUCGCUUCUAUAAUGGGUACCCAUCCAGCGCAUAAUCUAAACAGUCUUUCUCAUAAAGACUCCAUGGCAUUGUUCAAAAAAUGGGCAUUCGAUCAAAAGGAAAAGCAACCAUGUCCUGAUCUCCUCGACAUUGGAAAUGACAUUGUCAAAAAAUGUCAAGGAGUUCCUCUCCUUGUGAAAACUUUGGGGAGUCUCCUUUACACAAAGGGCGAAGAAGGGUAUUGGGCCCAUAUAAGAGAUAGCGAAAUAUGGAAGUUAGUGGAAGAAAAGAAGGACAUUCUGCCGGUUCUUAAGCUUAGCUAUGAUCAUUUACCGUCCCACUUAAAACGUUGUUUUGCCAUAUUUUCACUUUUUCCCAAAGGAUGUGCAAUUACUAGCCCUAGGUUAGUUAGGAUAUGGAUGGCUUUAGGACUCAUUAGUUCAACAAGGGAAAAACUAGAUUUGGAAGAUGUUGGCGAUGGGUACAUCAAAGAGUUGUGGAAGAGAUCUUUGAUCCAAGAAGUCGAUGAGUCUGAAUCAAUAUUAAGUUUUAAAGUGCACGAUCUAGUCCAUUCUCUUGCAAUGAUUGUGGCACAAAAUAAUUUCUCUGCUGUUGGCUUAGAUACUAUAGAGAUUACGGAAGGAGUUCGGUACAUUUCGUUCUCUAGCCGUUCGUUGGAGGGAAUCCCAAAUUUUGAUGGAGUCCCACCUUUUUUGAGAAAGCGAACUUCAAAGAGGCUCCGUGCAAUUAAAUUUGAAUUCGAUGUUGAUGAUGGAGUUAUUACUGCAGAGUUUGGUAGAAUAUGCAUCUCCAAAUGUAACCACUUGCGGUAUCUGGAUUUGUCAUGUGGCAGCUUUGAGGAGCUGCCAAGUUCCAUAUGCAACUUGAAGCAAUUGAGGUCGUUACAUCUCUCUAAAAACAAGCAAUUGAAGAAGCUUCCAGAUACCAUUUGUGAGCUGCAGAGUUUGCUACACUUAUUACUCAAUCAUUGCUCAAAGCUAGGCUAUUUACCCAAAAAUAUGAAGAGGCUCGUCAGCCUUAGAAAUCUGUACAUAACAACACAGCAGAAGAGUCUGCAAGAAUGUGGAAUACAAUGCCUGGAAAAUCUACAAUUUUUGGGACUCACUGGAUGCCCAAAUCUUCAGGUUUUGUUUGAACGUACUGGCCAACUGACUCGCCUUCGAAAGUUGGAAAUUGAAGAUUGUGGGGAACCAAUUUCUCUGCCUUUUGUGGAAUUAAUUGCCCUAGAGUACUUGAAUAUUGACAAUUGCAAGCUCAUGUUGACCGACAAUAACAAGUCCAACUUUCCUUCGAAUCUUCGUGUGCUAGCAAUAUCAAGGUCCGAACAAGUGAUGGAGGUGCUCCAAUGUCUCGAUAAGUCUGCUUGCGCUUUGGAGUCCUUUUCUGUCUAUGACUGCCCGACCUUGACUGAUGUACCUGAAUGGCUUCCCAAUCAUACACGUCUCAGAUUAAUUCACUUGAUCCGAUGUUCCAACUUAUCAUCUAUGCCACAAGGAAUGCAGUCCCUCGCUGCCCUCAAAGAAUUACGUGUCGAAAAUUGUGGUCAACUGAGCGAGAGAUGUCGACCAACAACUGGCGAGGAUUGGCCCAAAAUCGCAAAAAUUCCUCGAAUCGAACUUGAUGGUAUUCGUGUACAAUGGACGGAGGAUUAGGUGAACUCCCACAAUCUAUUUGACACGCCAUGUGGAUCUCCGCAAAGAUUUGGCCGUACACUCCACUGAUUCUUCGUCAAUCUCUUUCAUUUCAUGGAUGAAAACAAUGGUUGUUAAUAUUAUAUGUCUUUCUUUAUUUCCUUGAAUGAGUGCACUUCUUUAUUA